UAUCUGGUGAAUUCCUGUGGAAAACCCCCACUACCCGAAAAUGUAAAUGAAAUCAAGAACAUGAGUAAUGCCACCGCAUUGCAUUCUGGAUUCAAGAGAUAAGAAUCCUGAGGUUCUAGGAAGACUCUUCUUCUACAGUCUUCUAAUUAUCGUUGUGCCCGUUUUCUUGUACUUCUUCAGUAAAUUUUUCAUAUUUGAAGCGGUGUUCCUGCUGUCGUCGCAGCAGAGUUACAUCUAUGCUGCCAUUGUUGCCGUGGUUGCCGUUCACGCCGUACUAGCACUCUUCAUCUGGAAAGCCAUCGCCGAAGACUCCAAACCGAUCAAGAGAGACUAGGAACUGUUGCGCUGUGUUCGUUUCCAUCGAAGCGACGCCCUCUGUAUCGUAGUAGUCGAAGGGAAUUUGGCAGCACAUUGUUUAGGAUUCGUGAAGUAGGAUGUACACUGAUAUAUGCAGCGGUGAGAAAUGGUAGGGUAAAAAUUGAUUGAUGAAAUCCAGCUGAGAGAGCGGUGAUCAGUAUUAUUAGGUAGAGGAAAUUAUAAAACGUGACACCGCCUCAUUGAUUGUUUACAAAGCAAGGUAGUGACAAUAGAACUGGAUAUCAUAGCUACAGUAAUUCAUUGAUCCAUGCAAUCCAGUUGAGCGAGCGAUGUGCUAAUACGAGGUGGAGGGAAAUAAAAAA
Messenger RNA from Priapulus caudatus, 680 nucleotides. Its product is annotated as vacuolar ATPase assembly integral membrane protein vma21-like. NCBI's taxonomy places the organism in Eukaryota, Metazoa, Priapulida, Priapulimorpha, Priapulimorphida, Priapulidae. The transcript is spliced from 3 exons. Gene Ontology annotation, biological process: vacuolar proton-transporting V-type ATPase complex assembly. The record is from RefSeq and is a predicted model, not a curated record. Gene Ontology annotation, cellular component: endoplasmic reticulum membrane. Bases 68 to 334 code for a protein of 88 amino acids.